AUAACAGGCUGCUGCUGCUGCUGUUGUUAUUCCUCUUUCUCGAUAUCGACGUUUAAAUCUGGUUUUUAUUUCAUUUUUAGUGAUUUAACUCUGCGAUUGGAAAGUUUGUGUUUUUAUUUCUCAUAUCGAAAGUAUUUUAUUAUCGACAUCACAGUUAUUGUAGAGUUUUAGAGAUUAGAGCCGGUGUUUGUGUUCUGCAGCUCUAAGUUUGGAGCUAACGGAGCUGGUGUGUGUUUGUGUUCAGCAUCUGUUCACUGCUGGAGAUCUGCUGGAGCUUUUAUCUGUUGGAGUUUUUAUCUGUUGGAGUUUUUAUCUGCUGGAGUUUUUAUUUCCGAAGGAUCGACACCGGCCAUCAUGCAUCUCUGUGCAGGAGUGAUAUUACUGCUAGUCCCCUGUGUGGUGCUGUCCGUAGACCGACAGAAGGUGUUUGGGAAUCUGCAUGAGUCGGCGUCUCUCCCCUGUACUGUGCAGUGCUCUGGUGAACUGACCUGGACCAGGUUUCAGAAGCAGGACGAUGUUCUGGUCAUGUGUAGCAGCGUCUCGUGCAGGUCUAAAGACGGGUUUAUUGUCUCUUAUGAACAGUACCUGAAGGGGAAUUCCUCCCUGACCAUGCUGAAAGCUGAUUACAGCCUUCGAGGACUCUACAUGGCCAAGUGUGUCUCUGAGACCGUCUGUGAAGUCGUCUUUACAUUGUCCCCUCUAGAGAUGACCCGUGUGAUUGCCCCAGGUGAACCCAUAGACGUGCUCUUACCCCACACUGACCUGGUGGGGGUGAGUUUUACUGCCAGUGAUGCUGUACAACCAUCAAACCUGCAGAUCUGCAUCAUGGACAAGGAGAAGAUCCAGUGCAUUCAAGAUUAUAAAGAGAGAGCGUCUCUCCUCAACACUCUUCAGAUUAAAGAUGGAAACGUCUCUGACAGUGGGAACUACACAGUACAGGAUAAAGUGAAUGAUGAGACUUUAGCCAUCGUAACGGUCCAUAUGAGAGAGCCCUGUCCAGACAUCAAGCCGUGUCCAGACAUCAAGCAGCAGGAAGGUGUACCAGUGUGGGUGGUUGUUCUGAUACUGAUGGUACUACUGCUUGUAUCUGUGCUUGCGGUUGUAUCUGUGAUGCAUGUGCGUCUGAGGAGAGAAGUUCAGCAGCUCCGUGAGAAAGCUGAGAAUAACGGACUCCCUCUCCUCCAGCAGAAUGGAAACGGUAACCAUCCAGGAGAAGAGUCGAAUUUAAAGAACCCUUAGGCCAGGUCCAGAGUGUAUGAUGAGAUAAUUAAUCAGAGUGUAGAUGAGCCACGUCGUAUAAAACUAUUGACGGCAUUACUCCUGUUACACUCCAUGUUACACACCCCCCCCCCCCCC
Molecule: messenger RNA, 1356 nt
Organism: Ictalurus punctatus (channel catfish)
Lineage: Eukaryota; Metazoa; Chordata; Actinopteri; Siluriformes; Ictaluridae
Exons: 5
Coding region: 355-1239 (294 amino acids)
Source: RefSeq, a predicted model, not a curated record